Molecule: messenger RNA, 2290 nt
Organism: Trichoderma atroviride IMI 206040
Lineage: Eukaryota; Fungi; Ascomycota; Sordariomycetes; Hypocreales; Hypocreaceae
Source: RefSeq, a predicted model, not a curated record
AUGGCGGAUUUCGAAGAGAUGGUGCCCUCUCCUCUGUCUGUGGAGGAAGAGGAUGAGCUGUGGACGGAACUCGACAAAUGCGUCUCGGAACACUGCGAAAGCCACGAAUCCAUUGACGAUGCCCUCCGUUCCUGGCUGAGCCUGACGACCCAACUUCGCGACCAGCAGCCGCAGUCGCAGGAUGAGGUCAUCAUGUGCGCGCAGAUCCUGCUGAACAGCGACAUAUUCCGGCAGCACAAAGAAUACGUCCGUAAGCAGCUCAUCUACAGUCUGCUACAGGAGGACGAGGCCGGGCCUCUGCACGCGAUAGUCUCUCUGCUCUUGCUGGACGGCCACAAGGACGAGGGGACGUUUCCGCGCAUGAUCCAGGAGGCCUGCUUCCCCCGCCUCCUCGAGCUGAUCAGGCAAGAAAAGGAUGGCGACCCGCGACUCCAUCGCUUUCUGCUGCAGCUGAUGUAUGAGAUGUCGCGUGUGGAGCGGCUGACACCGGAAGAUUUGGCGCUGGUCGACGAUGAUUUUAUCCACUUUCUGUUUGGCCUAAUCGAAGGCGUGUCUAGCGAUGUCAAUGAUCCAUAUCAUUACCCAACCAUUAGAGUAUUGUACAUGCUUGCAUCCACAGACACUGUUACGGUCCCCGGAUCGGCCCCCGAACCGCUGACGAACCGUAUUGUCAAAUGCCUGAGCCUCCACGGGCCAUUGUUCCGAACAUUUGGAGAGAAUAUCAUUCUGCUUCUAAAUCGAGAGACCGAAACGUCUUUGCAGCUAUUGAUCCUCAAGCUUCUAUAUCUUCUAUUCACCACGAAAGCGACAUAUGAAUACUUUUACACCAACGAUUUACGAGUGCUACUAGACGUCAUUAUUCGAAAUUUGAUGGAUCUUCCCGACGAAAGGAUGUCUCUUCGGCAUACAUACUUGCGAAUUCUAUACCCCUUACUAGCGCAUACCCAGAUGAAUCAGCCGCCGCACUACAAGAAGGAGGAAGUUCUACGCUUACUUAAAAUCCUGAGAGGCUCGCAGAACGCCCACUUUGCGCCCGCUGAUCCGACAACUCUGCGAUUGGUGGACCGAGUGUCCAAAGUCAAAUGGCUAGUGGAUGAAGACGACGUAGAUUCCGAAGCGUCAGGACAGGCAGAGGUCGCUCGAAAGCUCCUGGGCAUGAGCCUGUCGCCAAGGCAUUCAUCUAGCAGUGUUAGUGUCACUGAUGUGGCCGAGGUCACGGAGAAGCCAGGCGUGCAGACGCCGAGUCGAAACGGCAUGAAGCCAGUGGCCGAAUCAGUCGAAGACGAUGGUGAAAGCAAAACCAAGAAGCCUGUACCAGCAGUGCCCAAGCACAGACAUGGCAUUCCCUUUAAGCAUUCAGCUUCGGCCAUUAAGCAUUCUGCUACCGUACAUAUCAGCAGCGUUACGUCGAAAAAGGUGCCGCCAAAGGCACCACCCCCUAGACGACAUGGCAAAGUGAGAAUGGCAGAAACGUCAUCGGAUGAACAUCUGGCAGGAACCGUAAACUAAGGGAACCUGACCGAAAACAUGCCAUACUAUAUCCGUUGCUCCUUUUUAAUUCUUUAAUCAUAGUGCUUUUGCUUUCGAAUUUUUUUUUUCUUUUCUUCGCUUUUCUUGCGUUUGUUCAUUUGUUCAUCUGUUCACUUGAACGUUUGCUUGCUUGUUUCUGAAACGGUCGUUUGGAAAUUGGCCUCAAAGAGCAGAGCUAGAGCUCGCAGACAUUGACCAAGGCAUGGGUUCACACCUUGGAAAUGCGCGUCGUCAAUGGCUUUCCGGAGUUUUUGGAGUAUGAUUUGCAGAGUAACACGGGGAUUUUUUCAACUCUCGAACUUGAGAUCAGCGACAGGCCGGUCAAUUGCUUGACACGAGAAACAUGAGUAAAUGGGAAAUACCUGGCAGCAUAGACAAGACGGUGUUAUCGAUCAGGCUUUUUACUUGUCUUUGUUGUACAUAUGCACGCACAUAGGUAACGGUGUCUUACUAUUAGGUAUAGGUAAUGCCUGGGGCAAGAGGCAAACAGGCAACGGGGCAAUUUGUUGCGUAUUGUUACUUUGGGCGAAUAUAAUUUUUGUUGCUUUUUCCAGGCUUUGAAUUAGAUUGCUCCGUAGUGGGUGUAUCGCAUGCGAUAUUUGAGGGUUUGCCUGGUGCUUUUAUAGGUAACUUGGGCUCUGUUCUUGAUAAAAGUAAGAUAGAGGCGCAAAUUCGGGCUUCCGAUGAUCCGACAAGCCGCCAAGUACAGUAGGGCCUGUUGGUACCCAGGAAUUAUAUACGGAUAUACGGUUAUAAGUUC